GCAGUAGUCCGCCAUUUUUAUUAUCACCGUUCUCCAGCAGCGACAGCCAGCAGCUUUGCAUUCUCGAGAGCGUCGGUUUGUGCGGCUUCCUUUCGCGUUUCGAGUUUAAAUAUCUGUUCUUUUAAUAGAUGAAUGCAUUCUCCGGAUAAAAACCGACAUUACUGGAACGAUGAAAAUUGUUUAGAGUGACGUGUGAGAAUAACUAGAUUUAUUCGGGUUUGAACUGUUACUAGCUGCAAGCUUCUCUGGUGUCAUCUUUCGCUGCCGUAAGCGAGUGGUGGGAAGAUUUUCCGCGCGUCUUCUCGGGUGUUGUUUUCUUAUUUUGUUUCAAAGAUUAGCUAGUUUGCACCAUUUGCGGAAAAUUAUUGUGCUUUAAUACUGAGUGACAGGUGCGGACCGAAAAAGCAGAUUACCGAAGAUUUUUUCUGUGACCCAUCAAACUAGAAAAUAUAACAAAAUGACAGAUGGUAAAGGAUAUGCUGUUAAUGAUCUCGUUUGGGCAAAGAUGAAGGGUUUCUCCCCCUGGCCAGGCCGUAUUUCACAACCCCCACCAGAGCUGCGUCGCAUAGCAGUAAAGAAAAACAUUCCCGUAAAAUGCAUCUUCUUCUUUGGCUCCAAUAACUAUGCUUGGAUCGAAGAAAGUCAAAUUAAACCAUAUCAGGAAUUCAAGGAAAAACUUCUUUCGUCCUGCAAAUCAGCUGGAUUCAAGGAAGCUGUACAGCAGAUCGAGGAGUACAUUGUGAAUCCGGAGAAGUUCGAGCCACUGUUCUCCACGGAGCAGGAAAAUCGACCCGAUCCGGAUGUCGAGUUUAAUAAGCUUCGCGAAGCACCAGAAGAAACUGUUUCGGAGGAAGUGUCAUUCAAUAAUACCGCGACUCCGACUGCUACCGAAACUGGCAACGCAUCUCCGACAACUCCGGCUACGGGAAAAAAAUCCGCCGCCAAGAAGAAAGUACGUGCUUCGUUGCCCAUCAAAUUAAAUGUGGAUAAGGUGGUUGCAUCCGCGACUAAGGUCCGUUCGAUAGGAGCAAAAGCGAAGGCAGCAGCAAUAGAGGCUGAUAUUAUUAGCAGCACUCCUUCGCCGAAACGCAAGCGAAAAAUGCUGAACGAUUCAGCGGACGUUUCUUCGUUGGAUUUGGAUACUUUUUCACCAGUUCGACGUAACGUACCUGUGUCGCAUCUGCUGAAUCGUCCGGUGACAGUGGCCCGUCCUGCUACACCAGAAAUCGACAUGUCCAGUGUGUCGAAUGCUCUACAAUCGCGCAAUAUUCAAGCGUCAACGCUGAAGUUUGGCUUCCUGGGACUCGGCAUCAUGGGCUGCGGUAUUGUGAAAAAUCUUCUCAACUCCGGACACUCGGUUGUCGUCUGGAACCGGACCGCAACCAAGUGUCGAAAGUUCCAGGAAGCGGGAGCAGAAGUAGCGGAUACUCCUUCGGACGUAAUCGAGAUGACCGAUGUGACCUUCUCUUGUGUAUCUGAUCCGCAAGUGGCCAAAGAUUUGGUUUUCGGUAACUGUGGUGUCAUGUCGGCCAAUCUAGUGGGCAAAGGAUAUGUUGAAAUGACUGGUGUCGACCCGGAAACCUCACAGGACAUUGCCGAACAGAUAAUCUCCAAAGGUGGACGAUAUUUGGAAGCACAAAUUCAGGGUUCGAAAAAUCAAGCCGAAGAGGGUACCCUGAUAAUUCUGGCAGCCGGUGAACGGUUACUGUUCGAAGAAUGUCAGACCUGCUUCGAAGCUAUAUCGCGCAACUCGUUCUACCUGGGGGAUGUCGGCAAUGCAACCAAGAUGAAUCUAGUGCUGCAGACGAUUUCUGGCGUGACACUCGCCGGAAUCGCCGAAGGAUUGGCUUUGGCUGAUCGCGCAGGACUUCAGCAGAAGGAUGUUCUGGAAGUACUUGAACUUACAAAUAUGUCAUCGGAGAUGCUUCUGCAGAAGGGAAAUGCAAUUAUAAAGGGUGAAUUCCCAACGCACCAGCCACUGAAGCACAUGCAGAAGGACCUCAAGCUGGCACUAGCAAUGGCCGAUGGGCUUGAACAGUCGCUACCGAUAACAGCAGCUUCGAACGAGGUGUACAAGCAUGCGAAGCGCCUAGGGUACGGUUCCCACGACGCCAGUGCCGUAUAUGUGCGAGCAAGGUUUUAACAGCGACCAUCCGGAAGGCGCGAAUCCGCAGACUAUGAAAGAGAAUGCAGUGCGCGCGACGAUGACGAGCGAAACCCUGUGUGGAUAAUAUUUUCUUAGUAGUAGUUAUCUUGUUUUCUUUUUGUAGCAAAAAGGAAGCGUUCUUUUUUGUCAAAUCGCAUAGACGGAACCGGUUUUACCGAUGGACUAGGAAUAUACCAACAGACACGACUCGAGAAUCGGUACUCAUUUCAUGGAAAAUAUCUAUUUUUUAUAUUUCACGCAAUGUUUCUUUUGUUGCAAACCACACAUCCGCACGAACGCAUGCGAGUUCACUAACAUUUCAGGAACUAAGAGAAGCACAUAUUUUACAGUAGGAACUUUGAGCGCUAGAAUAUCAGACCGGACGAAAAAUUAAUUCCUCGGAACUGAAGAGGAAACUCGUGUUGCCCAUAUAUUUUAUAUUAGUUUUUAUUGAAUAAAAAUAAUUUCGAUCAGAAGAGUUCAUUUACAGUUUUUACGUUGAUUUCCUAUAUUUGAUUUUUAUUGCAAGAAAAAAAAUGAAAGCUUAUUUACGGCUUUAGAGGAUAAGUAAUUAAUUUAGGUAAUAUUCGUGACAGUCCGGAGGGCAGUAAAUCGUUUUUCGCUCACUUUUCAGAUUAGUUUCCGAGCGAACAAUGUGCAAAAUAUAUAUAUAAAUAUGGUGUCAUUUCUUGUGUAUCCGGUAACUUUACAAUGUAGGCGGCAAUCGCGAAUAAAAAUUAGAGCAAAUAAAAUGAAAACCGGUAAGAAAACAGUCAGGCAAGAAUUUAUAAAAAGCUCCCAUCUGUUUUGUUUAAGUUUAAUUUGUCAACAUACAAAGAAACAAACAAAACGCGUAAUGCGAAUUUCUAUUUUCGUGGAACAAGUGACCGUAAUACAAAAUGUGUUUCAAACUA
Molecule: messenger RNA, 3060 nt
Organism: Wyeomyia smithii (pitcher-plant mosquito)
Lineage: Eukaryota; Metazoa; Arthropoda; Insecta; Diptera; Culicidae
Gene: Ndf
Product: cytokine-like nuclear factor N-PAC
Exons: 8
Coding region: 458-2143 (561 amino acids)
Molecular function (GO): NAD binding; NADP binding; oxidoreductase activity, acting on the CH-OH group of donors, NAD or NADP as acceptor
Source: RefSeq, a predicted model, not a curated record